GUAGCAAGAUUAAAGUCCGCUCUUCCUAAUGUCGUCACCUUCAUCUAUAAAGCAGUAAAUCCUCCAUAAAACCACAAGAGAAGAACUCAGAGAUGAAUCAGGCAAUCAAAUCAAUAAGAACUUAUCAAACAAUACCUGCUGGUUUCUUAUAUCCUUCAAAUCAAUUAGGUCAAAAAACUUCAGUGCUCAGAUUCAAGCAGGUCACAACUGCGUCGAGUAAUCCUGAGAAUCCACACGACAUGGAUAAGGCUCAGAGCCCAAAUGAGAAAUCCAAAGAAGCAAUAGAACAUGGGGAUGUAAUGUCCCAUUCAUUUGGACAAGCGUAUGCCACGAGAUCUGAUGAAGAAGGAUUUGGUGGAAUUUAUGGAGGAAAUCAAUCAUGUGAUAACGAUGAUGAUAAUAAUGGCAAGAAAAUCCAUGAGAAUCACCCCGAUUAUGACAGGAGCCAGGGAAGUGAAGUGAAGGAGAAGGAAAAAGGACGAAACUCGACCAAAUGCUAAGUCCUAAUGCAUAGUUUAAAAAUCAAAUUUAUGCAUUAAGGAGUUGUUAUUACCUUUUUUUUUUUUUUGUGUGUGUGCCUAAUAAAUCUAUGUCAAGAAUCAUGACUUCAACGCCAGCAAAUGAUGCUUUUGUUCUUUGUUUGAAGGUUGGGUAUGAUUUUUCAUACAUUGUUGAUAUUCUAUGGAAGGGUUUUAUUUUGAAAUCUUUGCUUUAUGGCUUGAUUGAGGAAUGUAUACAUUUGCAUCUAAUAGGUUGUACUU
Molecule: messenger RNA, 761 nt
Organism: Jatropha curcas
Lineage: Eukaryota; Viridiplantae; Streptophyta; Magnoliopsida; Malpighiales; Euphorbiaceae
Product: late embryogenesis abundant protein
Source: RefSeq, a predicted model, not a curated record